AUGGCAGACUCCGCUACAACAGCACCGCCGCCAGCCGCUCCCACACCGAAGAAGGCGAAGGCCGCGGCCGCCAGCAAGAAGCCCCGCGUCAAGCCUGCUCACCCUCCGACGUCGGACAUGGUGAACGCGGCCAUCAAGAACCUGAAAGAGCGCGGCGGUUCGUCGCUGUAGGCCAUCAAAAAGUACAUCGCGGCCAACUACAAGGUUGACGCCGAGAAGCUGGCCCCUUUCAUCAGGAAGUACCUCAAGUCGGCCGUAGCGUCCGGCGCUCUCACCCAGCCGAAAGGCAAGGGCGCCACCGGCUCGUUCAAACUGUCGGUGAAAUCCUCCGGAGAAGGAGCCAAGUCCGCCGGCAGCGAGACGGUCAAGAAGGCCGCCAAGAAAGCACCGGCCAAGCCGAAAGGCGGCGAGAAGAAGCCGAAGGCGGCCAAAAAGCCUGCCGCAGCCAAGAAACCGGCCGCCGCCGCGACCAAGAAGGCCGCUAAGCCCAAGACUCCCAGCAAGGCUAAGAAGGUCGCCAAACCGCCGACCAAAAAGCUCAAGUCACCCAAACCGAAGAAAAAGGCACUGACUGUGCUGUUAGAGAGCGCUCUGCACAUCCUCUUCAGAGUGGCAAGAGAGGAGCUAUUGCCUCCUGCUGCUCUCUUAUCAUGGGUGGUCACAGACAGUUUCCAGGGUUUUCCUGCUCUGCUGGAUAGCUGUCCUCCAUGA
Homalodisca vitripennis (glassy-winged sharpshooter) is the source of this 711-nucleotide messenger RNA. RefSeq names its product histone H1-like. Gene Ontology annotation, cellular component: nucleus; nucleosome. The record is from RefSeq and is a predicted model, not a curated record. Gene Ontology annotation, biological process: chromosome condensation; negative regulation of DNA recombination; nucleosome assembly. The transcript has 3 exons. Gene Ontology annotation, molecular function: structural constituent of chromatin; double-stranded DNA binding; nucleosomal DNA binding. Lineage: Eukaryota; Metazoa; Arthropoda; Insecta; Hemiptera; Cicadellidae.